Suricata suricatta (meerkat) is the source of this 13316-nucleotide messenger RNA. RefSeq names its product unc-80 homolog, NALCN channel complex subunit (gene UNC80). Gene Ontology annotation, biological process: monoatomic cation homeostasis. The record is from RefSeq and is a predicted model, not a curated record. Gene Ontology annotation, cellular component: axon; cation channel complex. The coding region runs from base 82 to 9675 and encodes 3197 amino acids. Lineage: Eukaryota; Metazoa; Chordata; Mammalia; Carnivora; Herpestidae. The transcript is spliced from 63 exons. Gene Ontology annotation, molecular function: monoatomic cation channel activity.
CAGCGGGAGGAGGAGGAGGAGACGGCGGCUAGCGAGGAGCCAGCGCUGGGUCCUGCAGUAGGACUCCCAGGAGCCACCAUCAUGGUGAAGAGGAAGAGCUCCGAGGGCCAGGAGCAGGACAGCGGCCGCGGCAUCCCCCUGCCCAUCCAGACCUUCCUGUGGCGGCAAACCAGUGCAUUUUUGAGGCCUAAACUGGGGAAACAAUAUGAAGCCUCAUGUGUGUCCUUUGAACGAGUGUUGGUAGAAAACAAACUGCAUGGCCUUUCUCCAGCCCUCUCUGAAGCCAUCCAGAGCAUUUCGAGAUGGGAGCUGGUGCAAGCUGCUUUGCCUCACGUCCUCCACUGCACUGCAACCCUGCUUUCCAACAGGAACAAGUUAGGCCACCAGGACAAACUGGGUGUUGCUGAGACGAAGCUCCUUCACACCCUGCACUGGAUGCUCCUGGAGGCCCCCCAGGACUGCAACAGCGAGCGGUUUGGGGGCACAGACCGUGGUUCCAGCUGGGGUGGCAGCAGCAGUGCUUUCAUCCACCAGGUAGAAAAUCAGGGUUCCCCGAGGCAGCCUUGCCAAAGCAGCUCCAAUGAUGAAGAAGAGAAUAGCCGAAGGAAGAUCUUCCAGAACUCCAUGGCUACUGUGGAGCUCUUUGUGUUUCUGUUUGCUCCUCUGGUUCACAGAAUCAAGGAAUCAGACCUUACGUUCCGACUGGCCAGCGGGCUUGUUAUAUGGCAGCCCAUGUGGGAGCACAGACAGCCGGAAGUCUCUGGCUUCACAGCACUGGUGAAGCCCAUCAGGAACAUCAUUACAGCUAAGAGAAGCUCUCCUAUCAACAGUCAAAGUCAAACCUGUGAAUCCCCAAAUCAAGACACAAGCCAUCAGGAGGGACUCCAGGUGGUCUGUGAAACAUUCCAGUCAGAUCCCAUCUCACCCAAGGCCACCAUGCCAGGCUGCCACCGUGGAAACUCCUUUGAUGGAAGUCUGUCCUCCCAAGCUUCCCAGGAAAGAGGCCCAUCACAUUCCAGAGCCUCUCUCGUGAUACCUCCGUGCCAAAGGUCCCGCUACGCCACCUACUUUGACGUUGCUGUUCUUCGCUGCCUGCUUCAGCCUCACUGGUCUGAGGAAGGUACUCAGUGGUCUCUGAUGUACUAUCUACAAAGGCUGCGGCACAUGUUGGAAGAGAAGCCAGAAAAGCCCCCAGAGCCAGAUAUUCCUCUCCUGCCCAGACCCAGGAGCAGCUCGAUGGUAGCCGCAACCCCCUCGCUGGUGAACACCCACAAAACCCAAGAUCUCACCAUGAAGUGUAACGAAGAGGAAAAAUCUCUUAGCCCAGAGGCAUUUUCUAAGGUUUCAUUGACAAAUUUACGUAGGUCUGCAGUUCCAGACCUUUCUUCAGACCUUGGCAUGAACAUUUUUAAAAAGUUCAAGAGCCGCAAGGAAGACCGGGAGAGGAAAGGCUCCAUCCCAUUCCACCACACAGGGAAGAGGAGGCCACGAAGAAUGGGAGUGCCGUUCCUGCUUCACGAGGACCACCUGGAUGUGUCCCCCACCCGAAGCGCAUUCUCUUUCGGGAGUUUUUCUGGGCUUGGAGAAGACAGGCGAGGCAUUGAAAAAGGAGGCUGGCAAACCACCAUUUUAGGGAAAUUUACCCGGCGGGGCAGUUCGGACGCAGCCACGGAGAUGGAGAGCCUGAGCGCCAGGCACUCACACUCCCAUCACACCCUGGUGAGUGACCUGCCAGACCACUCCAACAGCCACGGAGAAAACACUGUCAAGGAAGUGCGAUCCCAGAUCUCCACUAUUACAGUUGCAACCUUCAAUACCACGUUGGCAUCAUUCAACGUGGGCUACGCAGACUUUUUCAGCGAGCAUAUGAGGAAGCUCUGCAACCAGGUGCCCAUCCCAGAGAUGCCACAUGAACCCCUGGCAUGUGCAAACCUGCCUCGAAGCCUCACAGACUCCUGCAUAAACUACAGCUACUUAGAGGACACGGACCAUAUUGAUGGCACCAAUAACUUUGUCCACAAGAAUGGCAUGCUUGAUCUUUCUGUGGUUCUGAAGGCUGUUUAUCUUGUCCUUAACCAUGACAUCACUUCUCGUAUCUGUGAUGUGGCACUAAACAUUGUGGAAUGCUUGCUUCAACUUGGUGUGGUGCCUUGUGUAGAAAAGAAUAGAAAGAAGAGUGAAAACAAGGAAAAUGAGACCAUGGAAAAAAGAGCAAGUGAGGGAACCUUCCAAUUCAAAGGAGUAUCUGGAAGUUCACCCUGUGGAUUCGGGGGCCCUUCGGUUAGUGGAGCUGGAGAUGGUGGAGGAGAAGAAGGAGGAGGUGGAGGUGGAGGAGGUGAUGGAGGUGAUGGAGGAGGAGGUGGAGGAGGUGGAGGUGGACCUUAUGAGAAGAAUGAUAAGAACCAAGAGAAGGAUGAAAGUACACCUGUAAGCAACCAUAGGCUUGCUCUGACCAUGCUCAUCAAAAUAGUGAAGUCUUUGGGAUGUGCCUAUGGUUGCGGAGAAGGACAUCGAGGGCUCUCUGGAGAUCGUCUGAGACACCAGGUAUUCCGAGAGAAUGCCCAGAACUGCCUCACUAAGCUAUACAAGCUAGAUAAGAUGCAAUUCCGACAGACCAUGAGGGACUAUGUGAACAAGGACUCUCUCAAUAAUGUAGUGGACUUCUUGCAUGCUUUGCUAGGAUUUUGUAUGGAGCCAGUCACUGACAACAAGGCUGGUUUCGGAAACAACUUCACCACAGUGGACAACAAAUCCACAGCCCAAAACGUGGAAGGUAUCAUCGUCAGCGCCAUGUUUAAAUCUCUUAUCACCCGUUGUGCUUCAACUACGCAUGAAUUGCACAGCCCUGAGAAUCUGGGGCUGUAUUGUGACAUCCGUCAGCUUGUCCAAUUUAUCAAAGAGGCUCAUGGGAAUGUCUUCAGGAGAGUGGCCCUCAGUGCUUUGCUUGACAGUGCUGAGAAGUUGGCACCAGGCAAAAAGCUGGAGGAGAAUGAAUCCGAAUCUAAGACUGCAGGCAGUAAAAGGUCAGAGGCGGGAAGCAUUGUGGAGAAAGGCCAGGUGUCCUCUGCACCUGAGGAAUGUCGCAGCUUCAUGUCUGGUCGCCCCUCACAGACUCCAGAGCACGAUGAACAAAUGCAAGGGGGCAACCUGGGGCGGAAAGAUUUCUGGCGCAAGAUGUUCAAAUCCCAGAGUGCAGCAAGUGACACCAGCAGCCAGUCUGAGCAGGAUACUUCAGAAUGCACCACUGCCCAUUCAGGGACCACCUCUGACCGCCGCGCCCGCUCCCGGUCCCGCAGAAUUUCCCUCCGGAAGAAGCUUAAACUCCCCAUAGGUAAAAGAAACUGGCUGAAACGGUCCUCCCUCUCGGGCCUGGCAGAUGGCGUAGAGGACCUUCUGGAUAUCAGUUCCGUGGACCGCCUGUCUUUCAUCAGGCAAAGCUCCAAGGUCAAAUUUACCAGUGCCGUGAAACUUUCUGAAGGUGGGCCAGGGAGUGGAAUGGAAAAUGGAAGAGAUGAAGAGGAGAAUUUCUUCAAACGUCUUGGUUGCCACAGUUUCGAUGACCAUCUGUCUCCCAACCAAGAUGGUGGAAAAAGCAAAAAUGUGGUGAAUCUUGGAGCAAUCCGACAAGGCAUGAAGCGCUUUCAAUUUCUGUUAAACUGCUGUGAGCCAGGGACAAUUCCUGAUGCUUCCAUCCUGGCAGCUGCAUUGGAUCUUGAAGCUCCUGUGGUAGCCAGAGCAGCUCUGUUCCUGGAAUGUGCCCGUUUUGUUCAUCGCUGCAACCGUGGCAACUGGCCAGAGUGGAUGAAAGGGCAUCACGUGAAUAUCACCAAGAAAGGCCUCUCCAGGGGACGCUCUCCCAUUGUGGGCAACAAACGGAACCAGAAGCUACAGUGGAAUGCUGCCAAGCUCUUCUACCAAUGGGGAGACGCAAUUGGUGUCCGGUUGAAUGAGCUGUGCCAUGGAGAAAGUGAGAGCCCUGCCAAUCUGCUGGGUCUCAUUUAUGAUGAGGAAACCAAGAGGAGACUGAGAAAGGAGGAUGAGGAGGAAGACUUUUUAGAUGACAGUACUGUGAACCCCUCUAAAUGUGGCUGCCCCUUUGCCUUGAAGAUGGCGGCGUGCCAACUUCUCCUGGAGAUUACCACCUUCCUGCGAGAAACCUUUUCUUGCCUGCCCAGACCACGCACAGAGCCUCUGGUGGACCUGGAGAGCUGCAGACUUCGUUUGGAUCCCGAGUUGGACCGGCACAGAUAUGAGAGGAAGAUCAGCUUUGCUGGGGUCCUGGAUGAAAACGAAGACUCAAAAGAUUCCCUCCACAGUAGUAGCCACACCCUCAAAUCAGAUGCAGGUGCCGAGGAGAAGAAAGAAGGGAGUCCUUGGAGUGCAAGUGAGCCCAGCAUUGAGCCAGAGGGUAUGAGCACUGCUGGCACAGAGGAAAAUUACCACAGGAGCAUGUCAUGGCUUCACGUCAUGAUCUUGCUGUGCAAUCAGCAAAGCUUCAUCUGCACCCACGUUGACUACUGCCACCCUCACUGCUACCUGCACCACAGCCGCUCCUGUGCCCGGCUGGUCAGGGCCAUCAAGCUGCUCUAUGGAGACACCGUAGACUCUCUCCGGGAGAGCCACAACAUCGGCAAUGUGGCUCUGCGGGGCAAGAAGCAGAAAGAGUGCUCAGAGAAAUCAUGCCUGAGGACGCCUUCCCUAAAGAAGAGGGUUUCUGAUGCCAAUCUGGAAGGGAAAAAGGACUCUGGAAUGCUGAAAUACAUCAGACUGCAGGUGAUGAGCCUGUCGCCUGCUCCUUUGUCUCUGCUGAUCAAGGCAGCACCAAUCCUGACGGAAGAGAUGUACGGAGACAUCCAGCCGGCCGCCUGGGAGCUCCUGCUCAGCGUGGACGAGCACAUGGCCGGGGCGGCAGCUGCCAUGUUCCUGCUGUGUGCGGUGAAAGUCCCUGAGGCUGUGUCUGACAUGUUAAUGUCAGAAUUCCACCAUCCAGAGACUGUGCAGAGGCUGAAUGCUGUUCUCAAGUUCCACACACUCUGGAGGUUUCGCUACCAGGUCUGGCCCCGGAUGGAGGAAGGGGCACAGCAGAUUUUUAAGAUCCCUCCUCCUAGUAUAAACUUCACCCUGCCCUCGCCGGUGCUUGGAAUGCCAUCCGUCCCAAUGUUUGACCCCCCAUGGGUCCCUCAGUGCAGUGGGAGUGUCCAGGACCCCAUUAAUGAAGACCAGUCUAAAUCCUUUUCAGCCCGGGCUGUGUCCCGCUCACAUCAGAGAGCAGAACACAUCUUAAAGAACUUACAACAGGAGGAAGAGAAGAAACGUCUUGGUAGAGAAGCGAGCCUCAUCACUGCCAUCCCCAUCACCCAGGAGGCUUGCUAUGAACCCACCUGCACACCCAACUCAGAGCCAGAAGAAGAAGUAGAAGAAGUCACCAAUCUGGCAUCCCGUCGACUGUCUGUGAGUCCGUCCUGUACCUCCAGCACUUCCCACAGGAAUUACUCCUUCCGCCGAGGGUCAGUCUGGUCUGUGCGUUCAGCUGUCAGCGCCGAAGAUGAGGAGCACACCACUGAACACACACCAAACCACCAUGUGCCUCAACCCCCACAAGCAGUGUUCCCAGCAUGCAUCUGUGCAGCCGUGCUGCCCAUCGUUCAUCUAAUGGAGGAUGGUGAGGUGCGGGAAGAUGGUGUAGCAGUGAGUGCUGUGGCCCAACAAGUCUUAUGGAAUUGUCUAAUUGAAGAUCCAUCAACAGUUCUUCGACAUUUUCUGGAAAAACUGACCAUCAGCAAUAGACAAGAUGAGUUAAUGUACAUGCUGCGCAAACUUCUCUUAAAUAUUGGAGACUUUCCUGCUCAGACAUCUCACAUCCUAUUCAACUACUUGGUGGGAUUAAUCAUGUACUUUGUGCGGACCCCCUGCGAGUGGGGGAUGGAUGCCAUUUCAGCCACUCUGACUUUCCUGUGGGAGGUGGUCGGUUACGUGGAGGGCCUCUUCUUCAAGGAUCUAAAGCAGACCAUGAAGAAGGAGCAGUGUGAGGUAAAGCUCCUGGUGACCGCUUCCAUGCCAGGUACCAAAACCUUGGUAGUUCAUGGACAGAAUGAGUGUGAUAUCCCAACCCAGUUACCAGUCCAUGAAGACACUCAGUUUGAGGCCCUGCUAAAGGAGUGCCUGGAGUUUUUUAAUAUCCCAGAAUCUCAGUCAACACAUUACUUUCUCAUGGAUAAACGGUGGAAUCUUAUCCACUACAAUAAGGUGUUCACUCGGAAGCUGGAGGAAGUCGGGCGGGUUUUGUUUCUCAUCUCCCUGACCCAGAAGAUCCCCACAGCCCACAAGCAGUCUCAUGUCUCCAUGCUCCAGGAAGACCUCCUCCGACUACCUUCAUUCCCCCGAAGUGCUAUUGACGCUGAAUUUUCACUCUUCAGUGAUCCACAAGCUGGGAAGGAGCUGUUUGGCCUCGACACUCUUCAGAAAAGCUUGUGGAUCCAGCUCCUGGAGGAGAUGUUCCUGGGCAUGCCGAGCGAGUUUCCCUGGGGAGAUGAAAUCAUGCUCUUCCUCAACGUUUUUAACGGGGCUCUGAUCCUCCACCCAGAAGACAGCGCCCUGCUCAGGCAAUAUGCUGCCACCGUCAUCAACAGCGCGGUGCACUUCAAUCACCUUUUCUCUCUCAGUGGCUACCAGUGGAUUCUGCCCACCAUGCUGCAGGUAUAUUCUGAUUAUGAAAGUAAUCCCCAGUUGCGUCAAGCCAUUGAAUUUGCCUGCCACCAGUUCUACAUCCUACACCGGAAGCCUUUUGUGCUCCAACUGUUUGCUAGUGUGGCCCCUCUCCUGGAGUUCCCUGAUGCUGCCAAUAAUGGGCCCAGCAAAGGUGUGUCAGCUCAGUGCCUGUUCGACCUGCUGCAGUCCCUGGAGGGAGAGACCACUGACAUAUUAGACAUCCUAGAGCUGGUCAAAGCUGAGAAGCCUCUUAAGUCAUUAGAUUUCUGCUAUGGAAACGAUCUUCAGAUGCUGAUGGUCUUGGAAGCCCUAGUCCCCUGCUACCUACAAAAGCUAAAGAGGCAGACGUCGCAGGUGGAGACGGUGCCUGCUGCCCGGGAAGAGAUCGCCGCCACCGCCGCCCUCGCGACGUCCCUGCAGGCCCUCUUGUACAGCGUCGAGGUCCUCACCAGGCCUAUGACAGCCCCCCAGAUGAGCAGGUGUGACCAAGGUCAUAAAGGAACCACCACAGCCAAUCACACCAUGUCAUCCGGGGUGAACACCAGGUACCAGGAACAAGGCGCCAAACUGCACUUUAUCAGGGAAAAUCUUCACUUACUGGAGGAAGGGCAAGGCCUUCCUAGGGAGGAACUGGAUGAGCGAAUCGCUCGGGAGGAGUUUAGAAGACCUCGGGAGUCCCUGCUGAAUAUUUGUACCGAAUUUUACAAGCACUGUGGGCCAAGGCUGAAGAUCUUGCAAAACCUGGCCGGGGAGCCACGGGUUACUGCCCUGGAGCUGCUGGAUGUGAAGUCACACAUGAGGUUGGCAGAAAUUGCACACUCCCUUCUGAAGCUGGCACCGUACGACACCCAGACCAUGGAGAGCCGUGGGCUUCGGCGCUACAUCAUGGAGAUGCUACCCAUUACCGACUGGACGGCUGAGGCAGUGAGGCCCGCCCUUAUCCUCAUUUUGAAGAGACUGGAUAGAAUGUUCAACAAAAUUCAUAAGAUGCCUACUUUGAGGCGACAGGUUGAGUGGGAGCCUGCCAGCAAUUUGAUUGAAGGGGUUUGUUUGACACUUCAGAGGCAGCCAAUCAUAUCCUUCCUGCCUCACCUUAGGUCACUGAUCAAUGUCUGUGUCAAUCUGGUGAUGGGAGUGGUAGGACCUUCCAGUGUUGCUGAUGGAUUGCCCCUUCUUCAUCUCAGCCCUUAUCUCUCACCACCUCUGCCCUUCAGCACAGCUGUUGUCCGGCUUGUAGCAUUGCAGAUACAGGCUUUAAAAGAAGAUUUUCCUUUAAGCCAUGUGAUCUCCCCAUUCACCAAUCAAGAGCGAAGGGAGGGGAUGCUUUUAAAUCUACUCAUCCCAUUUGUGCUCACAGUAGGAUCUGGAAGCAAAGACAGCCCGUGGCUGGAACAGCCUGAGGUGCAGCUUCUCCUGCAGACGGUCAUUAACGUGCUCCUGCCACCGCGCAUCAUCAGCACGUCCAGGAGCAAGAACUUCAUGCUGGAGAGCUCCCCCGCCCACUGCUCCACCCCCGGGGAUGCCGGCAAAGACCUGCGCAGGGAAGGGCUGGCCGAGUCCACCAGCCAAGCCGCGUACUUGGCGCUGAAGGUGAUUCUCGUCUGCUUUGAGAGGCAGCUGGGCAGCCAGUGGUACUGGCUGAGCCUGCAGGUGAAGGAGAUGGCUCUGCGGAAGGUGGGAGGCCUGGCCCUGUGGGACUUCCUGGACUUCAUCGUGCGGACCCGAAUCCCCAUCUUCGUGCUCUUGCGCCCUUUCAUCCAGUGCAAGCUUCUGGCCCAACCAGCAGAGAAUCAUGAAGAGCUUUCUGCCCGGCAGCAUAUCGCUGACCAGCUGGAGAGACGCUUCAUCCCACGCCCUCUGUGUAAGAGCUCCCUCAUUGCGGAGUUCAACAGCGAACUAAAAAUCCUAAAAGAGGCAGUUCACAGUGGCUCAGCCUACCAAGGGAAGACGUCCAUCAGUACUGUGGGCACCUCCACCUCUGCCUACCGCCUGAGCCUGGCCACCAUGUCCCGCUCCAACACGGGCACUGGCACGGUCUGGGAGCAGGACAGUGAGCCCUCCCAGCAGGCUUCGCAGGACACCCUGAGCAGGACUGAUGAGGAAGAUGAGGAAAAUGACUCUGUCAGCAUGCCCAGUGUGGUAAGUGAACAGGAAGCUGCCCUCUUGAGUGCGAUCGGAAGGAGGAGGUUCUCCAGUCACGUCUCUAGCAUGUCUGCACCUCAGGCCGAGGUGGGCAUGUUACCCAGCCAAAGUGAACCUAAUGUCCUCGAUGACUCCCAGGGCCUGGCCGCCGAGGGCAGCCUCUCUAGGGUGGCAAGUGUACAGAGUGAGCCUGGCCAACAGAACCUCCUCAUUCAGCAGCCACUGGGGAGGAAGAGGGGCCUGAGGCAGCUAAGACGUCCUCUACUAUCACGUCAGAAGACGCAGACUGAACCCAAAAACCGCCAUGGGGCUCGGCUGUCAACCACUCGCAGGAGCAUUCAACCUAAAACGAAGCCAUCUGCGGAUCAGAAACGUUCUGUGACCUUCAUUGAGACUCAGCCAGAGCCAGCAGCUGCCCCGACAGAAACACUUCCGGCUACAGGCCAGCCACAAGGCUGCAGCCCAGCGCCAUCAAGGAAACCAGAAGGAAUGGACAGACCAGUCCUCACGUCUUCCCCUGCCAUUGUCGUUGCUGAUCUCCACAGCUUGUCUCCCAAGCAGGGUGAGACCCUCCCUGCGGAUGAAGGAGAAAAGAAGGGCAUGGAAGUGCAAGGUGCUACGGCACACAGCCCCCUCUCGACGCAACUCUCAGACCCUGAUGAGUUCACAGGCCUUGAGACAUCCGUCCUCCUGCAGCAUGGGGACACUGUCCUUCACAUCAAUGAGGAAAAUGGCAUGGAGAACCCCCUGCUGUCCAGCCAGUUCACUUUUACGCCCACUGAGCUGCGGCAGACUGAUGUAGACCUAGACGAGUCUCAUGUUUAACUCUGUAUCUUGUAAGAGAGACAGGUGUAGAGGAGAGUGGGAGGGGUCACUUUGCUAACAGGUGAAUACUUUUGCUUGGAAAAGAUGAAAACACAGCACUUUACAUCCAACGGGUGACACAAAUCUCAGUAGAUUUUGCUGCUAAUGCGCACAUUGUUUCAUAAACAUCUUUUAAAAAAAUCAAUGGCUAAGAUAAUUUGUUUGUGUGAAGACCAUAAAAACCAGGGAAGAAUAAGAGGAAAGAGCCAUUUCACUGCACAUUGUUUAUGAUUCAAAAAGCCUUGAGCAGUUAAAAAUAUAUACUAUUAUGGAGCUGCUUACCUAGGAAUAUUAACAAAUAAUAUGUUCUAAAAAGAAUGAGUUUUUGAAAUUACUCAUACAUCUCAUGCAAAUGUUUAUUUUUAUAGUUUCAAAAAUAUUAAAUCAGGUGGCUGUGUGCAUAGCAAUUUACAUAAAAUAAUCAGUAAGGAAAAUAUUAGUUAGAGGAGACUAAAUAAUAAAUAAGCCUGCGGCCAUUUUUGCUUUGACCAACAAUACAGCCAUUUACAAGAAGAAAAUAACUAUUUUUAAAGCUGUGGAUUUUUCAAUAUUUAUUUUUCAACCGUCAUUUACCUUGCAUGUUGUAAAUCAAAAUGCUAAUGCCCUAAGACCAUUCCAUUUCAUAACCACGUUAGAGAGAAAAUAUUCUAAAAAUUAUCACAUAAUUUUGAAUUAAGAACCUAAAUAGCCUAUACUAUAAUGAAAACUAUGUGUAAAUACACUAGCUAGAAAGGGAUGGUAUUUCUACUUCUAGCCAUGACCACAUCAACGUCAAGAUUAGGAGAUAUUGGAAAAUGUGAUUACUUUGCAAUAUCCUGUGCCUGCCCUCGAGGGUAUAUUUUUAGAUAUUAAGAUUAUUGUUGUUAGAAUUGGUUCGGCAAAAUAACUUUUUCUCAGUGUUAACAAUAUUCUUAUGAUCCUAUAGACAUCCAUGUUUAUGAGGGAAAAUUAUAAAGUGAGAAAUCUCUUUAGAGGCACAGAUUGUGUACUUUACUUUAACCUGAAGUUCAGGUAUUUCAAAAAGAGCAUAAAACUUAGAAAACCCGUGAGCCCAUAUCCAGUAUGUUACUGAUCAUGUAAUAGGGCUUGGCAUUGUAUACUUCAAAACUAAAUUUCAAAAUUUUAACAGUUUACAUUAGAAAACUGUUACAUAACUACUAAGCAUAUAAAAACUAAUAUAUGUAUGUAAAUUGGUGUGUGUGUGCGCGCGCGUGCACGUCUUCUAGUCCUCCAACUGAAGUUAUAGGUUUUAAUCCUAUUGCAGUGAAUUGAAAACACAGUCUGUGUGCUUAAACUUUUAACUUGGUUGACUAUGAAAGGUAUGUUUUUAAAAGAAGAGAUCUAAACUCACCCAAAUCACAGAGGAAGAUUUUUUUUUCUGUUAAAAUUGCUUAUUAAAUAGGCAUUGCUUAUGUUGUGAUUUAUACUUUCAAAUAUAAUUUGGGGUUUUGUGUCCCAUUUCCUAAGAGAAUGAAAGAUAUACAUGAGUUAAAGAUAAUGGACAAAAUGAAAACUUUCACAUCUAAAACUUGAGAAAACAGAGGUGGCGAAUGGCCACUUCAAGGUUUUACAAAAUUUUCAGAACAUUUACUUAAUGCUGAAUUAAUUCUCAAGUGCAGAAAUAUACGUAUAAGAUGCUUUUAUGAUUCUUUCUAAGCUGAUGUAUUUUGUCUGUUAAAAAUUAUGCUGCUCAAUUAGUGUUAGAGGCCUUACGUUUGGUAAUUACAAGUGUCUGGGCUGUUUGAGUCUCUAGAUAUGUGUGCCCUUUGUUCCAGAUUUUUGGUUCUUGAUUCAAAUUCUCUAUGUAUAAUAGUAUCAAAUAUUUAAAACGUAAAGGAGUCAAAGAAGACUGUUGAAUAUUUGAGAAGAACUCUGAAUACCUUUACAUAUAUUUAAAAAGUAUUGGGGUGUUUUGAACAUGAUUAGGCUGGCAUGUCUGCCUUUCAGUCUGACUCCUUCAUUCUAGUGUUACGGAAGUCUGUUGGAAACUUUUAAAAUAAGCUAAGUAUUGUUGUACCUUGCAAAAAAGCCACCACUCUGAGAAACCGGGCCUUAGAGAGUGGGAAUGUUUUUGGACUGGGACUUCUGAGGGUUUGCAGAUGUGUGCAUCUGUUCCGUUUAAGGUGCCCUUAAAUGUGUUGAAUGUAAUGUGUUGAAUGUUUUUGUGUAAUUGAUAAAGUAUUUAUAUGUAUGUGCAUAAGAUUGUCACAAGAUGUAUUCUCAGGAGUACUGUUACCUGGAGUUUGAAAGAAUAACUAUUUUAAAAAGACAGUUGGGGAAGAUCAGAAAAAAGUUCAAGAUACUUAACAAUUUUUUGUAAUGUUCAAAACAUUAUUGAGUAUAUGACUAAAAAUUAUUAUAUAUGGUAAAUACAGAUAGGUAAUACUAGAUUAUUUCUUAAGCUAUGAUGCUUAAUGAUAUUCAUCUUGUUUAAAAGAAAAUCAAAACAGGCAUCUACUUCCCAUGUGUUAAACAUUGGACUCAACCAAGAGGUUGCUUCUUCUGCAAUUAACUUUGGAGAGACCUUGGAAUAAAUAUGUAGCAUCCAUGACAGUGGGUGUAGAAUUAUACCACUCAGAUUCAAUUAAAGCAGUUCAAAUCCUGGAUACAGCAUUUCCUAUAGCAAAACAUUUUACUUUCAUUUUUCAGUAUUUGCUGCUUUUUAUAAUUCUAUUAACAUAAGUUAUUUGAUUUUUCCGAAAAGGAAACUGAGUUCAUUGAAUGCAUUGGGACAAGUCACUGAGAACCAUAGUGGCAAAAGGCAUAAAAGGGCAGGACAAUGAAAAAAUGAUGUGAUGUUUGGGGAGGUCUGGUUAGGGCCUGUUGCACAGGCUGGGAGUAACUGGCUUGCUAUUUCAAGCCUGCAAGAGAAUGUUAGGCGGGGUGACAUCUUCCUUCAUUAGUACAUGUCCUUUUGGUCAAUGAAGAACGUUCUUCACUCUGCUGUCUAGCUCUCAGACUAUGUAAGAUGAAAAUAGGGACCAACAGGAAAAAAGAUCUUAAGUGGAGUUACAGUCCAAAAUGCAAACUAAAUACCCUUCCUCAAGUUAUACAGGAUACUUUAUUAAGCCUCUGGAAUUUGCUGCUAUCACACUGAGUCAUACUGUCGCCCUGUGACCUCACACUUCAAUUCCAUGGCCUUGUCUUGGCAGUGAGUAGUAAGUCCCACUUCCUCGCUUACUUUAGUGGGUCUCAACUGCAGCAUUUCAGAAACAAAGUUUGGUUUGACACUCAGGACAAUAAAAACAAGGGCAGAAUGUAUUUGGAAAAGCUGAAGACAACUUUACUUCUAUUAUUUCAGGAUCAUUUAGCAUUACAGAUCAAUGUACCUCCAUAAUAUUUUUCAAUAGUCACUGUGACUGCAGGAUGAAAAUCCUUAUUAGCCAUUUUAUAGGUAAAAACAAAAGAUUGAUUACACAGCCAACUUCCCUCAGAUGACUAUGAAGUCUGUUAUGAAUACUGAAUGACCAAAGAGCAUGGAAAAAAUGCAUAUGAAUAAAUACUGAAACAUUUAUGAAAGAUAUUUAUGAAAGAUAUUAAGACCUCUGUGUUUGAAUAUGCACAUAUAAUAAAAUAAAGCUAAAACCAUUUAAGAUGCCUGA